GAAUUUUGGCCUACGAAUUUGUACUCUUGCUGAUUAUCUUAAUGCCGCAUCUAUGUGAGUUUCACAGUUGAGGGCACAGCAUGUAUAGAGUGUGUGUGUGAAUAUCACAUGCUGUCCUAACGGUGUUUACAAUAGAAUUGGAGACAUCGACAUCGACAAAGGGCCUUGCCCAGACUAAAAGAUUUAUUGAAAAGAAUCUUAAGACAAUAAACCUGUUGAACUAGCCUUCUUUCAUCGCCCAUAAUGUCUUGCUCUCUGCUGAAUGUGGGCUACCCACUGUCGCUUGUCUUCAAAGAGAACGCAAUACGGACAACAAUGGAACCAGGUAGUCAUAUAGAUAUACGAAUAUGUAUAUAUACGCAUGAGACUCCUGCAAUACUCAAGCUAGUAUUAGAGAUUGGACAGAACCAGAAAAUACCCAUACGUUUCUACAGUAAGUACCUAUAUCCCGAGCUAACUAGCCACCCCCAUCAUGUGCAACGGAACCCAGACCGAGAUGUCCUGUGGACACCUCCUGACGCACUACACGCAGCGCUGCCCGAAGAAGUGCUCAGAGCUGUCUAUCAAGCUCGAUGAGCCGCGUGCAUACCUCCCGGACACGUGUGCGCGGUGCGACCCAGAAUACAACGCGUCACGCGCGCAACGCUUUUACGCCGACCGUCAUGAGAAGGUUCUCGAGCAGCUAUACCGUGCCAUCACCGCCGCCCCGGCUUCGCCCAGCGACGGCCCUGGCACGCCCAAGAAAACAGAGCAACAACAUCAGAAAGAUGUCAAACGCUGCCUGGGACGCCUCGAGAUCCUGCAGCGCAACGGCAAUGCGGCCGUCGGGCGCGCCAGAUAUGGCCAGGUGCCGACGCCGGGCUCCACGGCAUCGCCCGUCUACGCCGGAUCCCGGGCGAAACUCGACGUCGAGUUCCCGCACAGGGGUCGCGGCGCGGAGCUGCCCCCGGGCGUGACGUGCCAAUGGAUACGUGGCCGGUGCAUGUGGAUAACGUCGGGAGAGCACAUGUGGGGGAAGAGCAGAUGCCGCAUCAAGAGGGCGUAUAGCAGCCCCGCAGCCGCCAUCGCCGCCGUAGAGGGACUCCCGAGUCCCAUGCCGCGCCUGGGCGCAACGCCACGGAGGGAGCGCCCAGACCCGUUCGCUAAGGCGGCCGCCGCGGUCGAGGGGCGCGAGUUCGAUGACCGGCCGCCCCGGUCCCCGCGUCUCAAGAGGACCAAGCCGUACAUCGGCCCCCGCGAUAGCGCAGUCCCCCGCGAUAGCGCAGUCGUGUUCGAUGACGAAUACGAGCGGCCGCCGUCGCGAGCGUACAUGCGGAUGCAGCGGAUGCAGACGCCGCCUCGAGCGCCUUCGCGGACACGGGAGUACACUAACGAGUGGGGUCAGUAUAGCGGCGGCAGCACCUCCGCGUCCCCUAAACCAAACGGAAAGCGGUAUGCAGAGCCGAGUGCCGACCAAGACGACGACUGGGACAGCGAUGGGAUGAUGCGCUCAGCCCAGCCGCUCGACAAGGGCAAGCAGCGCGAGGAACCGCAAAGGCAAGCGCUCGACAAAGGCAAGCAGCGCGAGGAGCCACCAAGGCAAGAGCUCGGCGGCAUCACACACCACCAUCACAGCAACAACACCAACUACGACACCGACGAGAAUGACGACGACGUCGAGGACAUGUGGCUGCGGCUGGGCGAGCGUCAGCCCGACGCGGUCAGGGUUAGGCCGUCCCUCCGUCGAGUGAACAAGCAUCUUUAGCUGGAGCAAGUGCAUGCGUGUAGGCGAAACAUGUAGGUAGGUAAAGUACGGUAAGAAUAUGGUAAAGUAGAAUAUAUAUCACAAGCAUCGUCCCCGCUCUUUCCUGAAA
Messenger RNA from Durotheca rogersii, 1853 nucleotides. RefSeq lists its product as uncharacterized. The record is from RefSeq and is a predicted model, not a curated record. The transcript has a single exon. Bases 473 to 1744 code for a protein of 423 amino acids. NCBI's taxonomy places the organism in Eukaryota, Fungi, Ascomycota, Sordariomycetes, Xylariales, Xylariaceae.